Molecule: messenger RNA, 1333 nt
Organism: Mercurialis annua (annual mercury)
Lineage: Eukaryota; Viridiplantae; Streptophyta; Magnoliopsida; Malpighiales; Euphorbiaceae
Product: 26S proteasome non-ATPase regulatory subunit 7 homolog A
Exons: 10
Coding region: 108-1040 (310 amino acids)
Biological process (GO): proteasome-mediated ubiquitin-dependent protein catabolic process
Cellular component (GO): proteasome regulatory particle; proteasome complex
Molecular function (GO): metallopeptidase activity; protein binding
Source: RefSeq, a predicted model, not a curated record
UCAAAUCAAAAUAAGUAGAACAGUCUAAACACCGAGCGGGCAGAACUAGAACACAAACCAACGACCGUCACUGGUAAAUUCAAGAACCAAAUUGACAGAGAGCAGCAAUGGACGUGAUAAAAACACAGCAAAUUCAAUCGAAGCCAAUAGAGAAGGUGAUAGUUCACCCACUGGUUCUAUUAAGCGUCGUUGACAACUAUACCCGAGUCGCCAAGGACACUCGCAAACGAGUUAUUGGGGUUCUACUCGGUAGCUCAUUCAAGGGCACCGUCGAUGUCACCAACAGCUACGCAGUGCCGUUUGAAGAAGAUGACAAGGACCCUAGUAUUUGGUUUCUUGAUCAUAACUAUCAUGAAUCUAUGUUCUCUAUGUUCAAACGGAUUAAUGCUAAGGAGCAUGUUGUAGGUUGGUAUAGCACGGGCCCGAAGUUGCGGGAGAAUGAUUUGGAGAUUCACCAAUUAUUCCAUAACUAUGUUCAAAAUCCUGUCUUGGUCAUUAUUGAUGUUCAGCCCAAGGAGUUGGGUAUUCCCACCAAAGCCUACUAUGAUGUUGAAGAGGUUAAAGAGAAUGCCACUCAGAAGAGUCAGAAGGUUUUUGUUCAUGCACCUUCAGAAAUUUCUGCACAUGAGGUUGAGGAAAUAGGAGUUGAACAUUUAUUACGGGACGUAAAAGACACAACCAUCAGCACUCUUGCAACUGAGGUUACUGGAAAACUUACAGCGUUGAAAGGUUUGGAUGCACGACUAAGAGAGAUACGAGGUUACCUUGAUCUUGUCAUUGAUGAAAAGCUCCCACUAAACCAUGAGAUACUUUAUCAUUUACAGGAUGUGUUCAAUCUAUUGCCAAAUCUUAAUGUGAACGAGUUGAUUAAGGCGUUCUCUGUAAAAACCAAUGAUAUGAUGUUGGUUGUAUAUCUUUCUUCUCUUAUCCGAAGUGUCAUUGCACUCCACAACCUGAUUAAUAAUAAGAUGCUCAACAAAGAACACGAGAAAGCUGAGGAUGCAAAACCAGCACCAGCUCCAGUUUUCACCGGAAUCUGAAAUCUAUUCUUCAGGCUUUUCGAUAGUAGUCAUGAUAAAGCGCGAGAAUCUAUGGUAGCAUGCUAUAGGGAGUUAUUUAUUUUUGCGGGAUUUGAAACUUGUAGGAAUUUUCUUUUAUUAUUUUUAGAUUUUCGCCUUUUGUUUUCAAUGCUACUGAUCAAAGACCAUAUGCCCCUGGGAUCUUGAUUUGCUUUGUGGAAGUAGUGAUCUUGACUUGCUAUAUGCUUCAGUCAAAAUAUAUGUAUAAGGAAAGUUCUAUGAUUAUUUUCUUGAAGUGAUUAAUAUUCCUCUAA